UUUGUUUAGACUUGCGUCACAGCGUAUCAGAAGUUUGCUUUACUUUGAGAACACCUUCUGCUCAGGCCUCUCAUGUACUACUGGCAAGGGGAGGCACACUACACUGUGAGUGAGAGAGUCAAUGUGUUUGUGAGUGAGUGAACAAGAUGCCCAGAAGGACUGUGUCAGUUCCCCAUCCCAACGGGGAUCCGACUCCAAGUAAUUUUGGAGAGAAAGACCCUCUCGAAUCAAAUGGAGACCCCCAUGCCGGAGCCCCCGAGGAGAAGGUGAAACUGGGGAAGAAGGUGGAACUGGGGAAGAAGGUGACCCUGCUCCGAGGAAUCUGUAUGAUCAUUGGGACGAUCAUUGGAGCUGGAAUAUUCAUCUCUCCGAAGGGAAUUCUGAAGAACUCUGGCAGUGUGGGAAUGUCACUGGUGGUGUGGAUUGCCUGUGGGAUUCUCUCUCUUUUCGGUGCUCUAUCAUAUGCUGAGCUGGGUACCUGUAUUAAAAAGUCUGGUGGCCAUUACACGUACAUUCUGGAGGCAUUUGGUCCGCAAGUGGCUUUUGUGGGAUUGUGGGCUGACAUGAUUGGCAUAAGACCUGCAGGUUUUGCUGUGUCCGCUCUGGCAUUUGGCCGCUAUAUUUUAGAGCCCAUCUUCAUGCCAUGUGGAGUUCCUGAGACUGCCGUUAAAUUGGCCACAGCAAUCGGAUUCACCAUGGGAAUGUAUCUAAACAGCAUGAGUGUAAGCUGGACUGCCAGAAUCCAGAUCUUCCUCACAUUCAUCAAGAUGCUCGCCUUCGCCAUUAUCAUUGUUCCAGGAUUAUACCUACUCUUCAAAGGGGAGACCAAAAACUUUGAGAAUGCAUUUGAGGUCAACACAGUAGACUUAUCAGGACUUCCUCUUGCCUUCUACUCAGGAAUGUACGCCUAUGCCGGCUGGUUUUACUUGAAUUUUGUGACUGAGGAGGUGGAGAAUCCUGAGAGGACAGUGCCUCUUGCCAUCUGCAUCUCCAUGGGGAUAGUAAUGAUCUGUUACACACUGAUAAACGUGGCAUAUUACACCGUGAUGUCAGCAGAAGAGCUGUUAGCCUCCAAUGCCGUAGCUGUGACUUUUGCAGGGAAGCUGAUGGGAGACUUCUCAGUAGCAGUUCCCGUUUUUGUAGCUCUGUCUUGCUUUGGGUCCUUGAAUGGAGCCAUAUUUGCCAUCUCAAGAAUGUUCCAUGUCGCCUCCCGAGAAGGUCAGCUUCCUGAAGUUCUUUCUAUGAUUCACAUACGCCGACACACGCCAUUACCUGCUGUGAUUGUCCUGUAUCCGAUCACACUACUGAUCCUCUUUCUAGGGGACAUCUACAGCCUGCUGAACUUCAUGAGCUUCCUACGCUGGUUCUUUAUCGGGGUGGCAGUGGUCGGCCUCAUCUACAUGCGAUACACACGCCCUGAUAUGCCACGACCUUUUAAGGUCCCCAUUAUAAUCCCUGCUGUUUUCUCCUUCACCUGUUUCUCCAUGGUAUUCCUUUCUCUAUAUUCGGAUCCAAUUAAUACUGGGAUUGGCUUUGCCAUCUCUCUCACUGGCAUCCCUGCAUACUACAUAUUCAUCUACACCGAAAGAAAACCCAAAUGGUUCCAGAAAUUCUCAGACUCUGUGAACAGAUCACUACAGAUCAUCCUACAGGUGGUUCCUGCAGAGCACUGACCUCUAUCCUUUUUUUCUCUUUGCAUGUAUGUGUGACUGUGUCUGUACAGUAUCUGUAGUAGUUCUCUCACGACAAAAGUCUGUUCUGAUUGACAGCAGGGAGAAAACAAUACUAAAUCCAAAUAAUAAAAUCAACUGAACCAAUGCCUGUUGAUACCUAUUUCUGUCGUACAUCCAAAAAAACAAUCUCUGAAAUGUCUCUGCCUCAGUCCACCUGAGAAAGAGAUGCAACACUGUCAUUUCAAAAUAUUCAUCUUCCAAUGCUGUGAAGAACCUAAUGUGACUGACAUAAAGUCCAUGCAUAUCACCUGUGGUGUUUUAGAACCGUGGCCACUUAUUCAAUUUGCACUGCUAUAUCUUUAUACACGUCAAUGUCACAGACGCCAUAAGCGAUUCCACUCCAUGAAGGGUGACUCAAGAAUGGGUUCAGACAGGGAUUUGAACAUAAUGUUACACUCUCCUCAAUGGCUGAGGUAUUUGAAAUUCUGUUAUACUGAUAUGACUGUACAUGUAAACACUGAAUAAUGGCUAUUUUGUAGGGUCUUGUCUGACCAAUAGGUUAUUUAGGACAUAUCACAUACACCACAGUGAUAUUUAUGUAUUACGCUACACUGGAUAAUCUGGUAUUUUUAUUGCCUAUUGUGCUGUUUUAUUGUACCAUGCAGG
Rhinichthys klamathensis goyatoka is the source of this 2339-nucleotide messenger RNA. RefSeq names its product solute carrier family 7 member 11 (gene slc7a11). Gene Ontology annotation, molecular function: L-amino acid transmembrane transporter activity. The record is from RefSeq and is a predicted model, not a curated record. The transcript is spliced from 12 exons. The coding region runs from base 147 to 1673 and encodes 508 amino acids. Gene Ontology annotation, cellular component: membrane. Gene Ontology annotation, biological process: amino acid transmembrane transport. Lineage: Eukaryota; Metazoa; Chordata; Actinopteri; Cypriniformes; Leuciscidae.